UUGUUGUGUAAUAUUCCCAACAUUUUCCUCAAUAAAUCAAGAAAUUAGAGUGCAGGAGGAAUUUGACAAAUAUAUACAAGUGGGUGGUUGGUACUGUCCGCUUCAACCAGACAAAGACCACCCGGUCCCCUUCCCUCUCUCUCUCUCUCUCACCACUUUCUCUCUCUAACUUUCCUUUUUUGUUGCUGUUUUUCUAAUUUUUUUUUUGUUUAAUCUUUUGGUUGAUUUGUUGUGGUGGUGUGUGUUGGGUUGGGAGGUGAUAGUUUGGAGUUGUUUGAGGUGGUUGUUGGGAUAAGUGAGUGGAGUGGAGGUGAGGUGGUGGUGGUGGUGGUGGUGGUGAUGAUUGGGGGUGAAUAUGGGGACGGCGGAGUUUUCUAGGGUUUUGGUGAUUGGGACGCGGGUGCUGUUCUGAGAAAGUUAUGCAGACUUUAUGGUCAUAAAGAUAACCUCUGCUGGAGUUAUUCGAAGGGUUCACGCUGUCUGUGUGGUUUGAGUGCGGGAAAGUGUGGAUCUGAACCAACUUUUUUGCUCAUUCCAGGGCAAAAAAGCCAGAGGUUUGAGGAAAAGUGUUUUAGUUACGUGGAUAGGAUUGCUGACCACAUUAUCAAUUGAGAUAAUCACAAGAUUUAUCGAGUAACUUCUUUCCCAGUCGGCCGUAGUUGAGUUCUACAUCAGUGAUCAAAGUAAUCAACAAUCAUAGCAAAAAGUGUUUUUUAGAGAGGACUUUGUGUUGGUUUUCUCAUGGCACACCUUGUGGCGGGUCAUUAUGCUGGAGAGCCUUCUCCAGGUUCCUCCAAUGAAGCUUUGUAUGAAGAACUUUGGCGUGCCUGUGCUGGGCCUCUUGUUACUGUUCCACGUCAAGGGGAACGAGUUUAUUACUUUCCACAAGGUCACAUGGAACAGCUAGAAGCGUCUACACAUCAGGGAUUAGAUCAGCAACUUCCUUCUUUCAACUUACCUAGUAAAAUCCUCUGCAAAGUGAUGAAUGUUCGGCUUUGGGCUGAAACUGAGACGGACGAGGUGUAUGCACAAAUUACAUUGCUUCCUGAACAAGAUCAAAGUGAGAUCACAACUCCAGAUCCCCCACUACCUGAACCUCCGCGGUGCACUGUCCAUUCAUUUUGUAAAACUCUUACUGCUUCUGAUACCAGUACCCAUGGUGGGUUCUCGGUUUUACGAAGGCAUGCUGAUGAUUGCUUACCUCCACUGGAUAUGUCUCAGCAACCGCCAUGGCAGGAAUUGGUAGCCUCUGAUCUUCAUGGCAAUCAGUGGCAUUUCCGUCACAUUUUCCGAGGGCAACCGAGGCGCCAUUUACUUACUACUGGAUGGAGUGUCUUUGUUAGCGCAAAAAAGUUAGUUGCAGGAGAUGCUUUUAUCUUUCUAAGAGGAGAGAAUGGGGAGCUUCGAGUUGGAGUGCGCAGGCAUAUGAGACAGCUAAAUAAUAUGCCGACUUCUGUUAUCUCAAGUCACAGCAUGCAUCUUGGGGUUCUUGCUACUGCAUCACAUGCCAUCUCCACUGGAACACUCUUUUCAGUUUUUUAUAAACCAAGGACUAGUCGGUCUGAAUUUGUAGUAAGUUUGAACAAGUAUCUUGAAGCUAAAAAUCACAAGCUCCCAGUUGGGAUGAGGUUUAAGAUGAGCUUUGAGGGUGAAGAGGUUCCAGAAAGAAGGUUCAGUGGGACAAUUGUUGGCAUUGAAGAUUAUUCUUCAUCAAGGUGGCCUAAUUCAGAAUGGAGAUCUUUGAAGGUCCAAUGGGAUGAGCCUUCCGCCAUUUUACGCCCAGAUAGGGUUUCCCCAUGGGAGAUAGAGACACUUGUUGGCCCACCUCCUCCAACCCUACAGACUCAACAUAGGAAUAAGCGGGCACGACCUACCAUUUUACCUUCCCCUAUGCAAAAUCUAUCUUCACUAGGCAUGUGGAAAUCACCAGCUGAAUCACCUUCAGCAUUUCGUUAUCGCGAUUUGUCACAUGGUCGGGACCCAUAUCAAUCACUUAAACUGGGUUCUGGUUCUGGAAUUGGCACUAUGAACUACAAUGACAAUUUGCUGCCAGCUCCCAGCAAUUCAGUGUACCAGUCUCAUCAAACAGAAAUUGCUGCCGAGUCAAUUGCACCAGUUAGCGAAAAGAGACAAGCAAAUGGCUGCAGACUGUUUGGUAUCGAGUUGAUAGACCGUUCAUUAGUUGAAGACACUUCACCAGCAUUCCUUUCUGUUGCUGCUCUUGAGGAUUCUCAGACUCCUCAUUUAGAUACUGAAUCUGAACAACUUUCUGAGCUACCAGACUGUAAUCCAUCUGAUUUCCCCUCAAGCAGUUGUGAUCCUGAAAAAUCAUGCCUGCAAUCCCCGCAUGAGCCGUACAGCAGGCAAAGCCGGAGCUGCACUAAGGUUCACAUGCAAGGCAUGGCUGUUGGGAGGGCAGUAGAUCUGACCAGGUUGCAUUGCUACGAGGAUCUACUCAAUAAAUUAGAAGAAAUGUUUGAAAUUGUAGGGGAACUCUCUGGGCCGACAAAGAAAUGGCAGGUUAUCUACACAGAUGAUGAGGAUGACAUGAUGAUGGUUGGAGAUGAUCCAUGGCAUGAAUUUUGCACUAUGGCGAAGAAGAUAUACAUCUACACAACUGAGGAAGCCAAGACGCUUUCGCCCAAGAUAAAACUUCCUCCUCCUGAAUCCAAAUCUGGCAAGCUCCUUCCAGAUGCUGCUACGGGAACCGAAGAACAGUCUGCCAUUGUGGGUUCUGACGACUGAUAACAACAUAGCUGAAAUAAAGUUGACAGUGCUCAAGCAAAACGAAUAAGGAGAAAUGGAAGACUAAAUCAAGAACUUGACUUGCAAUUUUGGUAAACAUGAUAGAUUGCCCAUGCUGGAGUAUCCAGCUCACAUCUUCUACCCGUGCUGGUGAGACAGAAGGGUGGUUUUCGUUCAGGUAAUAACAUCCGAGGAUGAGUACUUCCAUAACGAUAACGAUUCAGUUGUAGUAUUGUAUACCAGAGGGAACUUGUGAUGCUUGCUUGUUUGGAACCCAGUUAGGUUCAAGAAAUGUCUGAUGAGGAUAGUCUUGCCUUUUUUGUUUUGUUGUGCUACAAGUUAAGUUUAUUUGUCAAAUGGAUUUGUAUAUAAACAUAGGGCUUUCUAGGCAUACACACUCCCUCUCUAAAAAAGCUUAAUAAUAUUUUAGCAUCUCCAAUUUUGAUAGCUA
Molecule: messenger RNA, 3196 nt
Organism: Sesamum indicum (sesame)
Lineage: Eukaryota; Viridiplantae; Streptophyta; Magnoliopsida; Lamiales; Pedaliaceae
Product: auxin response factor 1
Biological process (GO): regulation of DNA-templated transcription; response to hormone
Cellular component (GO): nucleus
Molecular function (GO): DNA binding
Source: RefSeq, a predicted model, not a curated record